Messenger RNA from Mytilus californianus (California mussel), 1624 nucleotides. Its product is annotated as hepatocyte nuclear factor 3-beta-like. Lineage: Eukaryota; Metazoa; Mollusca; Bivalvia; Mytilida; Mytilidae. The record is from RefSeq and is a predicted model, not a curated record. Bases 46 to 1257 code for a protein of 403 amino acids. Gene Ontology annotation, biological process: cell differentiation; anatomical structure morphogenesis; regulation of transcription by RNA polymerase II. Gene Ontology annotation, molecular function: protein domain specific binding; DNA-binding transcription factor activity, RNA polymerase II-specific; transcription factor binding. The transcript has a single exon.
UUACAGAUAUAACCAAGAGUGUUUUACAACUAUUUGUUGGUAAUUAUGUACGAGAAACAAAGUUUGGAUUGCCCGCAGUCGGGAGACUAUUUGACAAUGUUGUCAACUAAGUCUCCGUACGAUCCCAGCUGCAGUAGCGGAUACACUAUGACAUCAAUGCCGAAUAUGAACAGUUAUGGGACUAUGUCUAUGGGAUCUAUGGCUAUGAGCAAUAUGAACUAUUCUCCUCCGAACAUGGGAGGUAUGCCACCACAAGCAAUGUCCAGUAUGGGCAUGGGUAUGCACGCAGCAUCCAUGCCACCGGGUAUGAAUUCUAUGAAUUCAAUAGCUUCAGUGAAUGGAAUGGGAAGUCUACCACCAAUGAACGGCAUGUCGAGCCCUAUGAGGAUGGAAUCGUUUAACAGGGCCCAGGCUAUAAACAGGGCACGAGACAAAACGUAUCGUAGAAGUUAUACACAUGCAAAGCCGCCAUAUUCUUACAUAUCACUUAUCACUAUGGCUAUUCAACAGUCACCGAACAAAAUGUGCACGCUUAGUGAAAUAUACCAGUUUAUCAUGGACUUAUUUCCGUUCUAUCGCCAGAACCAACAAAGAUGGCAAAAUUCUAUAAGACAUAGUUUAUCUUUUAAUGACUGUUUUGUCAAAGUUCCGAGAACACCAGACCGUCCUGGAAAAGGCAGCUAUUGGGCUCUUCAUCCCGAUUCAGGUAAUAUGUUCGAAAAUGGAUGUUACCUUCGACGCCAGAAACGCUUUAAAUGUGUAAAGAAAGAAAUGAUGAGGCAGUCAUGUUCAGGAGACGACGAUGAUAGUUGUAAGUCGCCCGACAGUAGAGAUGGAUGUUCCCCAUCGCCGCCACCACCACCACCACAAAAUCAUGUGCCGUCAGGACAUGAGAUUCCGGAAACAAAACCGGAACCAAUGAGUAAUGAACACAGUGCGCCAACACCCGUCCAGCAACAUGAACGCCAUGAUAUGACGCCGAACAUUCGACAUAUGCAGCAUGAUAUAGUUUCGCAGGGGUACAAUCCCGCCGGACACUUAAAUCAUCCUCACUCAUUUAACCAUCCGUUCUCUAUAAAUAGUUUAAUCACAGACAGUGCCAAAAUGGACAUGAAAAUGUAUGAAAUGCAGGGAUACGGAGGUUAUAAUCCUCAUAUGGCGCUACCGCCAAUGUCUAAAGACUUAUCACAUAUGCCAGGACCGGACAAUAAUGGCUAUUACAAGACAUACGCACCUCACAGUGUGGGUAGUUUAUAGAGAAUUACAUUCAUUUUUAUAGCUGUAAACCAAAGAUUUAUCAACAAUUUGUGUUCUGCGUUAGCGAUGUGUGCUUCGUGUUUUUUCUUGAACAUAGCGAGCCGCCGGUGAACAAAAGUUUGUAUAUUUUUGCUUUUUGUCCUUUAAGAAGUAGAGGAACUAUUCAAAGAAGAAAGAGAUAGAGUGCUUUUUUCUCUUAACUAUAAAUUACUAUUUCAUGGAAAAGUGAUAUUUUUAUUAAUGUAGAAAAUGAUAUUAUUUAUUGAACAUUGACACAGAAUAUCGUUUCGUAAGUUAUUUUGUAAAAUUAUUAAAUGUAGAAAAAGAUAUUUUCAUGUAGAUGUUGAAAUAUAUUAUUGAAACUUGA